AUGGCGUUGCGGGCAGCAGCAAUCGUCUUGUGCAAUGUGAUGAAUUGUGGGGUAGACAACAUCAAGCGAAAUAUCGAGGAAAAUUUUGAUGUCGGACACCCAUCAGUUUACGAAAAUACUUCCGCAUUUGCGAAGAAUUCUUCAUUGCAUGGAUUGAAGUUCAUUGGCGACGAUCGGCUAUCAUUAUAUGAAAGAGGGUUUUUCUUCAUUUCCUUCGUAAUUGCUGCACUUCUAUCGUGCAACUUCAUUUACGAUGUGUAUCAAGAGUGGAGUGCAACACCUGUUAUUAUUGGAAUUAAUCCUGACUCAACGUACAUCAACGAGAUUCCCUUUCCGGCCAUUACAAUUUGUAAUAUGAACCAAGCUUUGGCUGGCAAAGUUCAGGACUUCAAAAAUGGCUCCACUGAAUUUGCAAUGUUGCGGACUUUAUGUGGACGGAAUCCAGGUUUUAACGACAAUAAUGACACCAAGGACUGGCUUGUAUUUCAAAAAUUUAUAGUAGACGUAGCUCAACCCUGCAACAAAAUGUUAGUCUCGUGUCGUUAUGGGUCAAAUGAGAUGAAUUGUUCACAUUUGUUUCGAACGGUUGUAACAGAUGAGGGCGUUUGCUGUGCUUUCAACCUAAUCGACACCAAAUUUAUGUACAAAAAUGCUGACAUGAUUGACCAUUUUGGGCCUUUCAACCCGCCGAAUAUCACUGCUGUAGAUUGGUCUCCUGAGGAAGGUUAUGAGCCUAAUCUACCUCCAAAUUUCUACCCUCGAUCUGCUGCUGGGGUAGGGAAAAGUAUGGGAUUGAGUAUUAUCCUGGACGCACAAGUUGAUGAAUAUUAUUGUUCUUCAACCAAUGGGGCUGGAUUUAAGGCUCUUCUCCACAAUCCAGCUGAAAUUCCUGAUAUUGCAAAUUACGGCUUUUCAUUGCAAGUUGGCCACGAAAUUGGGGUUACUAUUACGCCUGAGAUAGCAGACGCGUCAUACUUACUCCGGAACAUGGAACGAAAGUACCGCCAGUGUAUGUUCUCCAAUGAAGCCAAAUUGAAAUACUACGCCACGUAUACCAGGCGCAAUUGUGAGAUGGAAUGUGAGGCGAAACUUCACAGGGAGCGUUGUGAUUGCGUCCAAUACUACAUGCCUCACAUUGCACCCAAUAUAAACGUUUGUGGUCUAUCCGAUAUGAAAUGUUCAGACUCGGUACGGUACAAGACACACAAAACCAGCGAGGAAUUAUUCCAGUGCAGUGAGGAGUGCAUCCCAGCUUGCUUUGAAUUGAAGUUCGCAACAGACACAUAUUCUUCACGCCUCAGCCAUAAACAGUUUCUUAUCAGUGAUAAGUCGAUCCAAUCUAUGCCCGAGCAGUACGCCGAGGACAAUAUAGUGGCUGUGCAUUUCUACUACACCGAGAGAGCUUUCAGGAGUAAUACCAAGCAACAGUUCGUUGGAUUCACCGAAUUCCUUUCAAACACUGGAGGACUGAUGGGUCUAUUUCUUGGAUUCAGCGUUUUAUCCAUAGUUGAAAUUAUCUACUACAUAUUGAUCCGUCCAUACUUCGCUAUCCAAAGGUACAACGCAAGUGUCCAAUAUAGACGAUUAGUAAGCAAUAGACAGACUCUUCCACCGCCAGCCUACGAAGAGAACCUACAGGAUGUCGCCCGAAGAUACAAGCGAGCAAUUGGAUUUGGCAAGUUUUCCGUCGCUAUGAAUACACGCCUUGCAUACAGAGAUUAA
This is a messenger RNA of Hermetia illucens (black soldier fly), 1722 nucleotides long. Its product is annotated as pickpocket protein 28-like. Gene Ontology annotation, molecular function: ligand-gated sodium channel activity. NCBI's taxonomy places the organism in Eukaryota, Metazoa, Arthropoda, Insecta, Diptera, Stratiomyidae. The record is from RefSeq and is a predicted model, not a curated record. The transcript is spliced from 9 exons. Gene Ontology annotation, cellular component: membrane. Bases 1 to 1722 code for a protein of 573 amino acids. Gene Ontology annotation, biological process: sodium ion transmembrane transport.